AUGCCAUCUUUCAAUGGUCUGACCACUAGCGAAGAGGUCAUCGAAGCCUUUGCGCCGCAAAUCCAAGGCCGAACCUUUGUGAUCACCGGUGCCGGUAAACCUAGCAUCGGCGAACAAAUCGUCACCUACCUAGCAAAGGGCUCCCCUGCGCAUAUUGUCAUCGCAUCUCGCACUGAGAGCAAAGUCACGCCCGUUCUCGAGGCGAUCAGGGCAAUUGACAGCUCGAUCAAGACGUCUUUUGUCCACAUCGACCUAUCGGACCAAGACUCUGUCCGGUCCGCCGCCAAACAAAUCCUCGCCGUCGCGCCUAAGAUCGAUGUCCUGAUCAACUGCGCCGGCGUGAUGGUCGUUAAAGAAUACACGACCAGCAAGCAAGGGAUCGAAAUCCAGCUCGCGACCAACCAUAUCGGCCACUUCCUGCUCACCAACCUGCUCGUCCCGGCUCUGGAGGCAGCCGCACCCUCCCGCGUUGUCAACGUCUCUAGCUCAGGCUACCGUAUCUCCCACUUUCACUUUGACGACUGGAACUUCUCUGGCGGCAAGACCUAUGAUGGGUGGACGGGCUAUGCGCAGUCCAAAACCGCCAAUAUCCUGUUCUCAAUCGGCUUCACGAACCGCAUCAAACACCGCGGUAUCACCUCGACGUCUCUCCAUCCCGGAUAUAACCUGGAGACCGAGCUGGGUACUCAUCUGGGUCCUGACGAUUAUGCGCUGAUCGACCCCAUUAUCAAGCGCAACACCGGCAACGAGUUCGUGUUCGAAGAGCCCCGAUUCAAAACUCUGUCGCAGAUUGCGGCCACGGCGCUGAUCGCAACGCUUGACCCUGAGUUACCUGACAAGUCGCCGGCUUUCUUGCAGAAUAGCCAAAUUGACAGGCCGGAUGCGCAUGCUACGGAUGCCGAGGCCGUCGAGAAGUUGUGGCAGUUGAGUGAGGAGAUCGUGGGGCAGAAGUUCGAGUACUAG
This is a messenger RNA of Aspergillus affinis, 963 nucleotides long. RefSeq names its product short-chain dehydrogenase. Bases 1 to 963 code for a protein of 320 amino acids. NCBI's taxonomy places the organism in Eukaryota, Fungi, Ascomycota, Eurotiomycetes, Eurotiales, Aspergillaceae. The transcript has a single exon. The record is from RefSeq and is a predicted model, not a curated record.